This is a messenger RNA of Gossypium raimondii (Peruvian cotton), 3231 nucleotides long. Its product is annotated as leucine-rich repeat receptor-like protein kinase TDR. The record is from RefSeq and is a predicted model, not a curated record. Gene Ontology annotation, molecular function: protein binding; ATP binding; protein kinase activity. Bases 147 to 2963 code for a protein of 938 amino acids. Gene Ontology annotation, biological process: protein phosphorylation. The transcript has 2 exons. NCBI's taxonomy places the organism in Eukaryota, Viridiplantae, Streptophyta, Magnoliopsida, Malvales, Malvaceae.
ACAUCAUUCAAUUUAUUUCAUGCUUCAUGCCCUCCUUUUAUGCUUCCUUUCGCUAUUUCCCAUGCACCAUGUUCAUCUAACGAAAGCACAGAAAACACAGCUUGCACUAUAGUUUUGUCUAUCUUCCUUCUUCACUACGAGUUCCAAUGGAGAUCUUCCAGUGGCCACACUUGAAUCUCCUCUUUUCUUCCAUGUUAAUCGUUGUGGUGUUAGCUGCUGAUCCAUAUUCAGAUGCUCUAUUGAGCUUUAAAUCCGAGAUUAUUGAUCCUUUUCACAAUCUGGAUGAUUGGUUAGAGCCCAAUAGUGGAAAGCCUUCAGGGAAAGUUCAUGCAUGUUCUUGGUCUGGUGUUAAAUGCGACAACAACUCCACAAUUGUUAUUGGUUUAAACCUUUCUACGAAGAAACUCGCAGGUAAGUUACCUGGGAAGCAAUUCAGUGUGUUCACUGAGCUUGUUGAGCUCAACAUCAGUCAAAACUCAUUCUCUGGAGAAAUUCCCGUUGAAAUCUUCAACCUCACCAACUUAAGAAGCUUAGAUAUAAGCAGAAACAAUUUUUCUGGCCAUUUCCAAGGAGGGGUCACCGGUCUUCAAAACCUGGUUGUUCUUGAUGCUUUCAGUAAUAGUUUCUCAGGUCCAUUGCCUGUUGAGCUUUCCAAGCUUGAAUUUCUUAAGGUUCUCAACUUAGCUGGGAGUUACUUCAGUGGACCAAUCCCAUCAGCAUAUGGGUUUUUCAAGAGACUUGAAUUUCUUCACUUAGCUGGGAAUUUUAUCACUGGAAACAUUCCACCUGAAUUGGGUAAUCUCCAAACAGUGACACAUAUGGAGAUAGGGUACAAUUCUUACGAAGGGAACAUCCCAUGGCAGUUGGGCAACAUGAGUGAGCUUCAGUAUCUUGAUAUUGCUGGUUCAAAUCUCUCGGGAUCAAUCCCCAAGCAGCUCUCUAAUCUCACCAAGCUUCAGUCACUGUUUCUCUUCAGAAACCAGCUCACUGGAUUGAUUCCAUGGGAGUUCAGCAGAAUCUUGGCUCUCACCAAUUUGGAUCUCUCUGAUAACUUCAUUUCUGGGCCUAUUCCUGAGAGCUUUGCUGAAUUGAAGAAUCUAAGACUGCUCAGUCUUAUGUACAAUGAAAUGAAUGGCACUGUCCCAGAUGGCAUAGCUGAACUUCCAUCACUAGAUACUUUGUUUAUAUGGAACAAUUUCUUCACUGGCUCACUUCCAAGAAACUUGGGCAAGAACUCAAAACUUAGAUGGUUGGAUGUUUCAAUCAACAGUUUCAUUGGCAGCAUUCCUCCCCAUAUUUGUGCAGGCGGUGAGCUAUUUAAAUUAAUCAUGUUUUCCAACAAGUUUACAGGCAAUCUUUCACCUCUAUCCAAUUGUUCUUCGAUGGUUCGAAUUCGACUCGAGGACAAUUCAUUCUCAGGUGAAAUUCCUUUAACACUUAGCCAUCUUCCUGAUGUUUCAUACAUAGACCUUUCCAGGAACAAGUUUACUGGUGGAAUUCCCUCUGAUAUUUCUCAAGCUUCAAAGCUUCAGUAUUUCAAUGUCUCUAACAAUCCAGAACUAGGGGGACUGAUCCCUGAAGAAACAUGGUCUUUGCCACUCCUUCAAAAUUUCUCUGCAUCAUCUUGUAACAUCUCAGGGAAUCUACCUCCUUUCAAAUCAUGCAGGUCCAUGCUUGCUCUUGAACUGCAGAAAAACAAUAUGUCUGGAGUUGUCCCAAAGAGUGUUUCCCAUUGCCGGGCACUUGAGAUCAUUAAUUUAGCUAGCAACCAGUUAAAUGGUCAUAUACCUGAUGAGCUUGCUAGUCUUCCUGCUCUAAGUGUUGUGGAUUUGUCGCAUAAUAAUUUCAGCGGUUCAAUCCCUGCAGAGUUUGGGAAAUCUACAAACUUAUUACUUCUAAAUGUGUCAUACAAUGAUAUUUCUGGUGCCAUUCCCUCUGAAAAAGUGCUGCAAUCAAUGGGAAGAAGUGCAUAUGUUGGAAACCGGGAGCUGUGUGGAGCACCUCUUAGAUCAUGUUCAGCUUCAAUGUCGAUCUUUGGAAGCAAAGGCACUGGGAAACUCAGGUUAGUUCUUUUGCUCUCUGCAGGAGUAACCAUACUCAUUGCAGCCUUGUUAUUCUGGCUAGUUUAUCUCCGCAAAGGAAACAAAGGCCAAUGGAAAAUGGAAUCUUUUAUUGGACUCCCACAGUUUACAGCAAAUGAUGUUUUGAGGAGUUUCAGUUCGGCCGAUUCCAUGGAAGAACUGCCACCGCUAUCUGCUGCAGUUUGCAAAGCAGUGCUACCUACUGGAAUAACAGUUCUGGUGAAAAAGAUAGAAUGGGAGCCAAAAAGAAUGAAGGUUGCCAUAGAAUUCAUAACACAAAUGGGAAAUGCAAGGCAUAGGAAUUUGAUCAGAUUACUUGGUUUCUGCUACAACAACCAUAUGGCUUAUAUGUUGUAUGAUUACUUGCCUAAUGGAAAUUUGGCUGAUAAGGUAACAAUGCCUAGAGAUUGGUCAACCAAGUGCAGAAUUAUAACUGGGAUUGCAAGAGGACUUUGCUUCCUUCACCAUGACUGCAAUCCUGCAAUUUCUCAUGGAGAUUUGAACUCAAGUACCAUAGUCUUUGACGAUAAUUUCGAACCCCGUUUAGCUGAUUUCGGGUUCAAGUAUCUGAUAGAGUUUAUCAAAGGUCGGUCCAGUGAAGCUAUCAAAGAUGAACUAUACAUGGACAUUUACAGGUUUGGGGAGAUAAUUCUGGAAAUUCUAACUAAUGGUAGGCUGACAAAUGGUGGAGAAAUCGUUCAAAGCAAACCGCAGGACGUUGUUUUGAGAGAAAUGUAUAGUGAAAAUGAAGCAACUGAUGAUUCCGCCAACUCAUUGCAAGAUGAAAUAAAACAGGUUGUUGAUGUUGCUUUGCUUUGCACCAGAAGCAGGCCAGCUGAUAGGCCAUCCAUGAAAGAUGCAUUGAAGUUUCUUUCAGGUUGAAAGGACAAGGUAAACAAUAGUAAAUACUUUUGAAGGAGAGUUUCAGCUUUCAAUAUUUGCUUCACAUUUCAAUGGAAGGAGGUGGACCUCAAAAGAAACAUAUUAUUAUAUAAAUAUAGUAAAAUGGUUUUCCUUUUUUGCCAAUUAUGUAGAAAUACGUAUUUUUGUAUUUUGGUUUUGGUUGAUCAGCUUGUUUAUAUCAACGAAUAUCUAUAGUUAUUUCCUGAACAAUUGUUUUAUAUUACUAACUAAUUUCUCUUUAUUUUUA